Molecule: messenger RNA, 1542 nt
Organism: Carlito syrichta (Philippine tarsier)
Lineage: Eukaryota; Metazoa; Chordata; Mammalia; Primates; Tarsiidae
Product: spindlin-2B-like
Biological process (GO): gamete generation; regulation of DNA-templated transcription
Cellular component (GO): cytosol; nucleoplasm
Source: RefSeq, a predicted model, not a curated record
UGGAAGGAGACGGCGGCGACGGUAGCAGCGGAUGGUGAAAGCCCUAUGAAGCAGAGGGGUAACCGGCACCACAGACAGGGAGGCGGAAGGCUAGCGAGCAGAGCACUGGGGACGCUGCCGCCAUCCUAUUUGCCUGCCUCGCCGCACUCCUAGACACACUUCUCGCCUGCAGAUCCUACCUUGCCAGCUCUUGCAAGCACUCGCUUGGCUGGUCGCCAGCUAACUAUCCUUCCACAGAGGCUCAUAGCGGAGGCAGAGGCGAAGUGUCCGAUUUGAACACGUGAGGCCCGCGAUCCCCAGCGGUGGACGCCAGGCAGGGCAAAGCCAUUGCUGGGCGCCAGAAUGGAGAGGGGGGAUGGGAAGGAAUCCAGCAAAAGACAUGGGGGGAGGUGGACGCGAGGCAACGGUGGGGUGGGGGAAUGCGGUGGGCAGCAGGAGAGAGGGGUGGCAUUAGGAGCCAGACAAGGAUCUGAAGCAGGCAUGAAGACCCCCAAUGCACAGGAGGCAGAAGGGCAACAAACCAGGGCAGCUGCGGGACGGGGCACUGGGUCUGCAAACAUGACAAAGAAAAAAGCCUCCCAAAAGAAGCAGAGGGGCAGACCUUCCUCCCAGCCCCGUAGGAACAUCGUGGGCUGCAGAAUUUCUCACGGAUGGAAGGAAGGAGAUGAGCCCAUCACCCAGUGGAAAGGAACCGUUCUGGAUCAGGUGCCUAUAAACCCCUCUCUUUAUCUGGUGAAAUACGAUGGAAUUGACUGUGUCUAUGGACUGGAACUUCACAAAGAUGAGAGGGUCUUGUCUCUUAAAAUUCUUUCCGACAGGGUGGCAUCAUCUCAAGUUAGUGAUGCCAACCUUGCAAAUACCAUAAUUGGCAAAGCAGUGGAACACAUGUUUGAGGGUGAGCAUGGUUCUAAGGAUGAAUGGAGGGGGAUGGUCUUAGCCCAAGCACCUAUCAUGAAAGCCUGGUUUUAUAUCACCUACGAGAAAGAUCCUGUCUUGUACAUGUACCAGCUUCUAGAUGAUUAUAAAGAAGGUGACCUCCGCAUCAUGCCAGAGUCCAGUGAGUCUCCUCCAGCAGAGAGAGCAGGAGGAGUUGUAGAUGGCCUGAUAGGUAAGCAUGUAGAAUAUACCAAAGAAGAUGGCUCCAAAAGGAUUGGCAUGGUCAUUCACCAAGUGGAAGCUAAGCCCUCUGUGUAUUUCAUCAAGUUUGAUGAUGAUUUCCAUAUCUAUGUCUAUGAUUUGGUGAAAAAGUCCUAACUGUUAAGGUAAAAUUUGCCACUUUUGUGGGAAACCAAAUGUAUAAUUUGUAGACACUUUGAAAAUGUUUCUUUUCAGUGUAUUGAAAGCUUAAGGGUCCCUGAUAACCCCACAUCUUUGCCAGCAUAACUGUUGUUUUGUUCUAAAAAUACAAAUUUAUGUGGACAUGACAUGCUGUGUGUAAACACUUUGUCUUGUUGAAAAGAUUGGGUGUGUUUGGUGGAAGGGGCAUGAAAGAAGGAACCGUUGUCAAUUCCAGCUGUGAAUAAAGUUCAGCUAGACUCAUAA